CGAGAGCAAAACCUGGAAUAUCGUCCCAUUGACGCCUCAUUCUUAGUUCAUCGGCCGGCACAAGCACCACCUCCGUCGGCCUCACCAGCGACUUUAUAUCCUUCGUCGGCCGGCCGAUCUACUGCUUUUAUCGCUUAUGUACGACUUUCAAGGUUUUUUUCUCCUUUUCAAUCCUCUUCAUCUCCGCGGGUACGGGUUAUAGGGAGGAACGGAUCUCUGAUUUCGAACUGAGGUGCCGACUAAUUUGGGUUCGUGCUGGACCUGGACGUGGCGAGGGGUCUCCAUUACACGGCAAUGAAAGGCGACUGGAUUCGGCUGAUCUCGGAGCACAUGCAUCUAGAUCUGGCGACUCUCAUUCUGUUUCCGAACUAUCCCUAUUUGUCUUAGGUAAUUACUUCUGCCCACCUCGAUUACAGUGCUAAACUCUCUUCAAGCACCUUUAAGAACCGAGUUAUUUGGUUUGUUUUUGUCGCUGGGAUUUGGUGAAAUUGAUUGUGUUUUGGGUAUGGCCGACGCAUUGGCUGUUGAAUCCACCGGCGUCCACGACGUCAUUGAGAAACACGUACAAAACUCAGAAGGAAGCACGAUUCUGCCAAUUCUAGUGAUCUCGUCGACGAGGCUCUACUCUCCAGGAUACACGACCUUGAGAAGCUGAGCCUUGAUCUCCCCGCCGACGUCACAAAGGCUGCCAACCUCUCUAUCAAACGUCACAGAUUCUCAGAAUCAAACGGCGGCCUCGUCCUCGACAUCAUUGACAAGCGCGUACGUAAAUAUAGGAAAAAGUUUGAAAAGAUCUGUACGUUGGGGAGGUUUUGAAACUCAGUGGCAAGACCCCUAACCCAGAUCAAUGUGCAAUGUGCAAAACUGAGCUCCAAACCCCUCGUCAAUGCCAGAAAAGAUGAACUGGAAAGUCUCCGACCAGACCUUUCCGACUCCGUUGAGGCUGCAGUGAUCCUUGCUGUCGCGGAGGAAGUGAUCCACUCGAGAAAUGCUUUGAAAAUUAAAGAUCCAGUGCCGUUGUCUUUUGGCAGCUACGUUCCUACAAUGCUGACUCAGAUGUGCAACCUUGAUCCAAGAUUUAUCAUGGAUUGUUCGUUUUCUUGGAAAGCAAAGCUUUUAUUGAAAAAUUGGAUGAAUGCAUACUACAUCAAUAUAUGUAAAUUCGAUGACAUCAUUACGGAUAAUUUGCAAUGGGAAGAACAACUUCAAAAGGGCACUGUCUUGCAUGAUGUCCUACACUUCAAAUCAAAUGGAGAAGAAAAGAAGGGGGAGACAAAGGGGCAAGAGGAUAUUGGAGGAGAAGAAGAGGGAGAUGGAGGAGUAGGGAAAGAUGAUGAUUGGCAAAAGGAUGUUGGAGCAGAAAAGGGAUUUGAAAAAGUUCAUAGAAGUCUAUUCCUCCGAAUUUGCAGGAAUGCACUCCACCAUUGCAAUACUGCAGCAAAGCGCCAAUGCGUAGUAUGUAUGGAUUAUAAUUUGAUGCAUAUAUUUUGUGCUUAUCGCUGAUUUUAACACUUGACUUUUUAUUAGGCGACACUAGGGAAGGAUGGGAUCUUGGAUGAGUUAUUGUACCUAUGGUUUGAUCUCUUUUCCAUUUUUCGUGAGGCAUUAAUAUUGACAAUAAAAGGGAGAUCAGAGAAGCACGAGUAAGAAUCAAUUCACAAGUUGGUAUUGUAUUGUAGAUAAAUUGUCUUAAAUAUGUUACUUACAAUGUCUAAUCUAUUUCAGGAAAUAUUUGCAAGACAAAUUGUUGAUUAUGACCAAACACCAUCAAAAAAGGGGCAAGUAUAGACAACUUAUUGCAAUCUCUGCAGUUAUCAUACAUUGUCUGAAAGAUAACCUGGCUGUUCCUCACACCUGCUUUGUUUAUUCUGUUUGUAUCAGGGUGAAGGGCCACUUCCCUGGCUUCCUGCACCUGGCAAGAGAUAUCUUGCAUGCCAACUCUUUGCUCCGUAGACAUUAUACAAGUGUUCGUUGAGGAUGAUCAGAUUAAGUGAAGCAUCAAACCCUUGGCAUCUACACCUCUUAUAUAGUAGUUAUGUCUUGUUUCUACUUUACAACUUUAGACUUUGCCACUCAUUGGGGCCUGGUAUCUCCUUUAUCACGGGACCUGAGGUUUUCCUUCUGGUAAAAAAAUUGAAGAGUAUAUAGUAACUCUUGACUUGCCUCAUAGAUCUGUAAUCCAAUCAGUUUCAAUGUGACUUGCCUUGAAGGGCCACUUCCUUGGCUUCCUGCACCUGGCAAGAGAUAUCUUGCAAGCCAACUUUUUGUUCUGCAGUCAUACAAGUGUUCAUUGAGGAUGAUCUGAUUGUAAACAAAUUUGGAUGGCGACCUUUAAAACUUUUGGGUAGUUUAUGUGGUAGUUUGAGUUGGUUUUGAUGUUGUUGGAAAGGUUGGGAGUGGAUUUUAAAGUUAGAAAUUGGGUAAUGUUACAAGCUGGUUAUAUGAAUUCAAUCGAAACGGCCUAGCCUGUAGGGAUAUGCUGCAGUUUCUCAUCUUUUUAUGCAAAGUACUUUCCGCAUACCAGUUAAGGAGGCCUUGCAGUAUCUCGUUUUUUUC
This is a messenger RNA of Rhododendron vialii, 2556 nucleotides long. RefSeq lists its product as uncharacterized. The transcript has 2 exons. Lineage: Eukaryota; Viridiplantae; Streptophyta; Magnoliopsida; Ericales; Ericaceae. The record is from RefSeq and is a predicted model, not a curated record. The coding region runs from base 1045 to 1503 and encodes 152 amino acids.